GUGGACUUCAAGCUGCUGCAAGACUCUCAAUUUUAUGUACUUAAUCAACUGGUUCAGCGUUGCGGAAUAUGGCCAACUCAAAGUUCGAGUAUGUCAGGCAGUUCGAGCAACUGGAUACCUUGCUGCCCAACACAUGGAUCGUCGUGAGGAUUGAUGGCCGAGGUUUCACCAAGUUCGCAAACAAGUAUGCCUUCGAAAAACCAAAUGACAAAAGGGCGCUGGAGCUCAUGAACGCCGCGGCCAAGGCAGUCAUGGCCGAGCUUCCAGACAUCACAAUCGGAUAUGGGAUCAGCGACGAGUACAGCUUCGUACUUCAUAAGACCUGUACUCUCUUCGAGCGAAGAGCAAGUAAGCUCAUUACAACCAUAGUGUCGACAUUCACCGGGUAUUACAUCCAUUUCUGGCCGACCUACUUUCCAGAUACACCACUAUCUCCGCCGCUGCCAAGUUUUGACGGCCGCGCCGUCUGUUACCCCAGUGUCCAGAAUCUGAGAGACUACAUGAGCUGGAGACAAGUCGACUGCCAUAUUAACAACCUCUACAACACGACCUUUUGGGCGCUCAUCCAACUCGGCGGCCUAGAUGCCAGGGAGGCAGAACAGACCCUUGCUGGGACUCUUGCUGCCGAGAAAAAUGAGAUCUUAUUUUCUAGGUUCAAAAUCAACUACAACAACGAGCCAGAAAUGCUCAAGAAGGGAAGCGUUAUCUUCAGGGGUUACGAGCUCGUCGAACCUGGGUCUCAUAACGUGGCAGAGGAUGUCGAGAACAUUGCGGAACCCAUCCAGCAGUCCAAGACGCAAUUGGAGAGCGAUAGGAAGAAGCGCGUAAAAGCUCAGAUCACGGUUGAGCAUCUCGACAUCAUCAAGGAUGAGUUCUGGGAUAGACGACCUUGGAUAUUAUCGAACAAGCCCGGGAAAAUCCCAAAGCAACCAUAAUGUGGCGAGCUCCCAUUGCUCAUUGCCUCGCAGCCUACAUGCUCGAAUCUAGAUAUGGUGACACAUUAUCUUCUAAUGCUGAACCCCGGCCGCGCUAUGUGGCUUUGUUUCGGGCUUUCCGAGAGACCUCAGACG
This is a messenger RNA of Phialemonium atrogriseum, 1070 nucleotides long. RefSeq names its product Thg1 C terminal domain-containing protein. The transcript has 8 exons. Gene Ontology annotation, molecular function: tRNA guanylyltransferase activity; magnesium ion binding. Gene Ontology annotation, biological process: tRNA modification. Lineage: Eukaryota; Fungi; Ascomycota; Sordariomycetes; Cephalothecales; Cephalothecaceae. The record is from RefSeq and is a predicted model, not a curated record. The coding region runs from base 69 to 935 and encodes 288 amino acids.